AUGGCUCUGAAAGAAGCCCCUGGGUCCGGGACAUACGGAAAUGUCAUACCUGCCCUCGACUGCUUAUGUAAUGGAAGAGAGAAACUUCUAUCAUGUGGCUUCGUAUCCCCCAUCCGGAGGCUGGUGUUCCCCAAGGCCGCACGCCGAGCAGCCUUUCGGAGCAGUGUGAGCCGCCGGCCCCUGCACUCCAUGCCCCUCUAUCCCCCCGACUACCUCAUCGACCCCCAGAUUCUGCUGUGUGACUACCUGGAGAAAGAGGUCAAGUUCCUGGGCCACCUCACCUGGGUCACCUCCUCACUGAACCCCUCCAGCCGGGACGAGCUCCUGCAGCUGCUGGACACGGCCAGGCAGCUGAAGGAGCUGCCGCUGAAGACCACGGCGGAGCAGGACAGCAUCCUGAGCCUGUCGGCCCGCUGCCUGCUGCUCACCUGGCGCGACAACGAGGAGCUCAUCCUGCGCAUCCCCACUCACGAGAUCGCCGCCGCCUCCUACCUGCAGGACGACGCGCUGCACCUGCUCGUGCUUAAGACCGGUCUGGGCGUGGACCCGGUGCCGGCCGGCGUAGACGCCAGCCCCGGCGGCGCGGGGCGCGACCCGGGCCCGCCGGGCGCGGCGCCCGAGAAGCGGCGGGUGGGCACCACGGAGCGGCGCCACACCAUCUGCAGCCUGGACUGGCGGAUGGCGUGGGGCGGGGCCGCGGGCGCCGAGGCCCGGGCCGGGGGCGGCGGCGGCGGCAGCCUGGAGCGCCAGCGCGCCGGGGCGCGGGCGUCUGGCAGCUGGGAGCGGCGGCAGACGUUCAGCGGCAGCUGGGAGCGGCGGCACGGCGGCGGCGGCGGCGGCGCGGGCAAGCCGGGCGGCAGCUGGGAGCGGAGGCAGGCGGGCGGCGGCAGCUGGGAGCGGCGCCACCCGGGCUCCAACCCCCUGGACCCGCAGGACCCCAGCCCCGACGCCUACUGCAACCUCGUCAUCCUGGCUGUGGCCAACAGGGAUGCUGCCGAGGAGUCCUGUGCCCUCAUCUGUCAGGUCUUCCAGAUCAUCUACGGGGACCAGAGCAUCGAGUGCGUGGACCGGGCCGGCUACCACUACACGUCCACACCCGAACGGCCCUGGCUCUGCAGCCGCAGUGACAGCUGCCGCACGGACGGGACUUACGCCUACGACGCCGACUUCAGCUGCUGCAGCUCCUUCAAUGGCUCCCAGGACACAUUUGAAGCGUGUUACAGCGGCACGUCCACACCCUCUUUCCAUGGCUCCCACUGCAGCGGCAGCGACCACAGUGGCCUGGGCGUCGAGCAGUUGCAGGAUUACAUGGUCACGCUGCGGAGUAAGCUAGGGCCCCCUGAGAUCCAGCAGUUUGCGCUGCUGCUGCGGGAGUACCGGCUGGGGCUGCCCAUCCAGGACUACUGCGCCGGCCUGCUGAAGCUCUACGGAGACCGGCGCAAGUUCCUCCUCCUUGGGAUGCGGCCCUUCAUCCCGGACCAGGACAUCGGCUACUUCGAGGGCUUCCUGGAGGGCGUGGGCAUCCGCGAGGGCGGCAUCCUCACCGACAGCUUCGGCCGCAUCAAGCGCAGCAUGAGCUCCACGUCGGCGUCUGCCGUGCGCAGCUACGACGGCGCGGCCCAGCGGCCCGAGGCGCAGGCCUUCCACCGGCUGCUGGCCGACAUCACGCACGACAUCGAGGCGCUGGCCCCUGACGACGACGAAAGCACGGACGAGGAGGCGCGGGGCUCCCCGGGCCAGGGCGACGCGGCCGAGGACAACUACCUGUAGCCUGUAGCCGUGCGGGCCCGCAACCCUGCCUCUGGGUCCCUCACUCUCUCGCCUGUGGGCCCCAUCCCCAGGGCCCCCUCUUGACACCCGGACGCCGGGCCUCCACUCCCGUCCCCGCCCUCGGGGCUCUGGCCCCUGCAGUACCGAGAAUGUCCUGCAGGGGGCGGCACCCUAAAGUCCUGGGCAGUCGCCCGAGGCUCAGCAGGCCGCCCUGCCAGGUGCGGGUGGGCUGCGUCCUUCUUUGUCCCGCUAGUCUCGAGGCUCGGCCCCGGGACACCGCCUCCUCCCCGCGACUCUGCGGCUUUCUGGAGGCCAAGGGAGGGAUGAAGAGUGGGCUCCACCUGCUGGCCGACUGAGAAAAGAGUUCCUAGAGCCCAGAGACGUCUAUUCCCCCUGUUUUACAGUGGGAGAAACUGAGCUUCACAAGAGGAGAAGGGACUUGAGGGAAUCUCUUAUCUCAUUACCUCAAACUGACCAUACUAAAUAGUGUAGAGGGUCUUUUUAAGCCUCUAAAUGGCAGGGUCUCCCCUCCCCUGAUGGCAGGAAUUGGAUUAUCAGUGUGGAAUGGAGGUUUUUCUCUACUGGGAGUUGACUCAGGAGUUCUGACCUGGGUCCCAGUCCUGGCCCUAAGACUGAACAAGUUGUUUGUUCAGAUCUUGGAUUGGGAGCCACACAGACCCAGGCCUCCUGUCUAGUUAGUGUCCUGGCCUCUCUGGGCCUCCCGUUCCCUCAUCUGUCUGAUGAGAUGGGCCCACCUACCUCCCAGGGUGGUCGUGGGGAUUAACCAAGGCCAAGACCUUAGUGCUGGGUCUAGCACAGGAUAGGUGCUCACUAAAUGCUGUUCCCUUCCACAUCUCACACUUCCUGACUCAGUUUACCUGUCUUUACCCUGUGUGCACUGGAAUGGGAAAUGAGAUGGGAGUGAGAUGUAAGAAGACCCUCAGGGAGCUCAUGGUUUGGGAAGAAGAAAUAGGACUUGCCCCUCACAGCUCUGUUACAGCCUGGCUCCAUGCUCAAGUCCCAAACAAAAAGUACCCAAAAUUCCACAGACAGCUAUCUCAGGGAUCUGGGGUAGUCAAAGAAAUCUGAAGGCAGGGUUGGAGAGGGAGAGAAGGCAGGAUAAGGACACCCUGAGUAAAGGCUCCGAGGGUAAAAGAAAUAAGCCCUGAGAGGAGGCCGGAGACUCUCAUAGAAGAGCUAAAAUUUGUAAAACUUUACAGAGACUUCCGUGGCCAGAGACAGGGUACAUACCAUGAGGUAGGUACUAUUAUCAUCAAUUUUAAAGUAAUAUUAUCGGGGCCGGCCCUGUGGUGUAGUGGUUAAGUGCGUACGCUCCUCUGCUGGUGGCCCGCAUUCAGAUCCCGGGUGCGCACCGACGCUCUGCUUGUCAGGCCAUGCUGUGGCGGCGUCCCAUAUAAAAUGGAGGAAGAUAGGCAUGGAUGAUAGCCCAGGGCCAAUCUUCCUCAGCAAAAAGAGGAGGGUUGGCAUGGAUGUUAGCUCAGGGCUGAUCCUCCUCACAAAAAUAAAUAAGUAAAUAAAGUAAUAUUAUCAUUAUUAGGGCUUCAGGUCCAGAGAGUUCCAUGAUUCAUACUCAGUUUGUGGCAAAUGACCAUACCAUCAUAACUGGUCCAUGCAAGGCCCUUCUGAUGUUUUGUUUUAUCUUCCCCUCCAUCUAUACAUUCCCCAUACUCCUUCCACUCCCCACCAUGCGCACCCACUCCUAUGUGUUGACAUAUGUCCCUGGACGUACAAUUCACAUGCUAUGUGUAUGUGUUUACCCUGCAUAAAUGCUGUUUGUAAGG
Molecule: messenger RNA, 3572 nt
Organism: Diceros bicornis minor
Lineage: Eukaryota; Metazoa; Chordata; Mammalia; Perissodactyla; Rhinocerotidae
Gene: CCM2L
Product: CCM2 like scaffold protein
Exons: 11
Coding region: 1-1770 (589 amino acids)
Biological process (GO): heart morphogenesis
Source: RefSeq, a predicted model, not a curated record